AUCAUUGGUAUCACCCUGACGAUUACUCACAUGAACGGCUUUAUAAGAACCGUGAAGUUGUGAAGCAAGCUGAAGCUCGGUCUGAAACUGUGAGAUUGCCAUAGUAGCUGUCCGAUACGUCAGUUUUGUCCCGCGCUCGCAAAGCACAAGUCUGAACGACUACUUCGCCCGAGUGGUUUUUUCAUUGCUCAGAUCUGCCAGUAGCAACGCCAAUCUCUUACUUCGACGCGCCAGCGAAGCAAAUUGUCAGGAAACCGUACACCGUACGAGCAAGCAACGCUAGCGAAGGGGGUUCCUUCGACUCGCUUAUCGUACCAAGGAUCAUGGCGAAUCAAAGACAGUAUUGCAAUUUCCUAGGUUCAGCUGGUCACAACGAUGGUAACAACACUUUGCACAGCACUGCUGUUACCAGUAACACAAGCAAUCGCCAGACGCCUCGUCGGCCAUCAGCCAUCGUGAUCGGUAGCGGAUUCUCCGGACUGGCUGCUGCUCACACGCUGCACAACGCAUCGUUCGAGGUGGUGGUGCUAGAAGCAAGGAAUCGCAUCGGAGGUCGCGCGUUCACAGACCACUCGUUCGGUUUCCCGCUUGAUCUCGGCGCUGCCUGGCUGCACGGUGUGUCCGAAAGCAAUCCCCUGACUCGGCUGAUUGCGGAUCUCCAGCUUCCGCUCUACAGAACCAGUGGAGACGACUCGGUGCUCUACGACCAUGACCUGGAGAGCUAUGCGUUGUACGAUGUGGAUGGGAAGAAGAUCCCGCAGGAAAUGGUGGAGAGGGUGGAAAGCCUUUUUGAAGACAUGCUGGAAGAGACUCGGCAGGUUUGUGCAAAAACAGACGAGGACAUCAGCAUGGAGCGCGCUUUCUCGCUAGUGGAGCAGCGGCGGCCGGACCUAAGGCUGCAGGGCGUUGAGAGGCGGGUGCUGCAGUGGUACCUGUGCCGCAUGGAGGGGUGGUUCGCCACGGAUUUGAAGAAUCUCUCUGCCAAAUGUUGGGAAGAGGAGGACCUAGUGGAGGGAGGCCAUGGGCUCAUGGUGAAUGGGUACCUGCCUGUGCUGGAAAAGCUUGCUGCUGGGCUGGACAUUCGAUUUAAUCACAGAGUGGUCGACAUUGACUGGUCCUCAACACAGGAUGUCGGCGGAUUAGUAGCCAGAGGGGAAGGUGCAGCAGAUGCGGUAGGGGCAACAGGGGUAGGGGCAACAGGGGCAGGGGCUAUAGGGGUACGGGCGAUAGGGCAGCAGGACAGUCACCUAUGCAACAGGGCUACAGAGCUGGGUUGUGCGCACUGCGUACCAUGUGCGUGUACCAGGUGCAACGGGUGUAGCACAUGUGCUGCAGGCAGUAGGCACAGCAGCAGUAGCAUAUGCAGCACAUGCUCCAUAUGCACCACGUGCACUACGUGCAUGACGUGCAGCCCAGUCAAUGCUUCCAAUACACCCUGUCACAUGGCUCAGAUUUUUUGUGCCACGAGUGGAGAAGCUGCAGCUGAUGUCAGCGUGCCAUGCGAAAGACCCCGUGUCCAUGUCACCACGGCCGAUGGUGCCACCUUCUCCGCUGAUGUGGCGAUCGUCACGCUGCCAGCUGGCGUUCUGCGGCUGUCUGUAGGCCACGCUGGCAGGCCAUCCCAAAAGGGUCUGCUUACUGGAACUCCACAGGAUCUCAACAGCAGGAACAGCAGGAGUGAUUGCAGAAAAGAGGGCACUACCCACAGUAGAAGCAGCAGCAUUAGCAGCAGCAAAUCCUACAGCAACCCGACCACCCCACCCUCUCCUCCCCUUAACCCCUCACCCCAUCCCCACCCCAACCGCAUCCGCUUUUCCCCUCCCCUCCCCCCAUCUAAAACCUCUGCCCUCCUCUCCAUCGGCGUAGGCAUCGAGAACAAGAUCGCGCUGCUCUUCCCCUUCUGUUUCUGGCCCUCUGUGGAGUUCCUCGGGGUAGUGGCCGACACUCCCUAUGGGUGCAGCUACUUUCUAAAUCUGCACAAGGCCAGCAGGGGCGAGAGGGCGGUGCUGGUGUACAUGCCGGCCGGGCGGCUGGCUGAGGACAUGGAGAGGAUGGGGGAGGGGGAGGCAGUGGCGUUCACCAUGCUGCAGCUGAGGAAGAUCCUGCCCCAAGCUCCUGAACCAAUUCAGGCCCGGGUAACCACAUGGGGAUCAGACCCUUUUUCUCUUGGAGCCUACUCCUAUGACGCAGUGCACGCACCUCCCGACGUCUACGACUCGCUCCGCGCUCCCCUCCCGCCUCUCUUCUUCGCUGGCGAAGCCACCUCCCGCCCGCACCCUGGCACUGUUCAUGGCGCGUUCUCCACUGGGCGGCAAGCUGCUAGAGAGGCGGCGGAGUUCGUCCGGUUGCUGGGUUUGCAUGACGGGGCUGUGAAGGACGGGCAGGAUAAGGGACAGGGUCACUCAAUGGUGCUGCCACAGCAGUUGCUUGGAGGAGGGGUGAGAGGGGAAGAGGUCGGACUGCCGCAGGUGGGCAUGAAAGUUCAGGCGGUUUGCUCUGUCUGUCAGGACUUACCAGAGCAGCAGAAGGAUCACCAGGAGCAGCAGCAAGUGGGAAAAGAUCCUGCAGUUCCAUGCUUGUCGUCUUUGACACAGCAUGUGGUUUCUGGGAAGGUUGAGGAGGAGGAGUGUCCAUUGCAAAGUGGUAGAUAUAACAAUGGAGUGCCAUCCGCCAGGAAAUUCCCAAGUGACACAGUUGUUUCUCUGCCUGCCCGUGCGUUCAUGACGCAAAAUCAAGCGGCAUGCAUUCACUUGGGGUGUGUAACUCAAGCUGAAAAGGGUCUCCCCAUAAGAAUAUCAAGGCUGUGAACGAUCUACAGUGAUUAGUAAUGCAUUGUCUCUGAUUUAGGAGGAAACCACUUGCUAGUGACGAGUAUGUAUUUCCCUAACUGUGUGGGUACAAG
Molecule: messenger RNA, 2902 nt
Organism: Closterium sp. NIES-67
Lineage: Eukaryota; Viridiplantae; Streptophyta; Zygnematophyceae; Desmidiales; Closteriaceae
Source: the annotation of a GenBank genome assembly